UUUCCUGUUCACCCCAAUGAGAGAGGGUCGUGAUGGACUUGCCCGUCAUUUGAGUUCACCGCUAGUUCCGUACCGUACCGCACUGACUGGUGGGGCUACUCGUUCAGUCAAAGGGCACCCAACAAGGACUUGUUUGUCAAAUAAAAGGGUUGUUGAUCGGCCGUCUGGAGCGCCGACUGUUCUUACACUAACAACAUGUCUGUGCUUACGUUGGAAGCUAAGUUAGAAAGAACGGAUGGUUCUACAACAUGGGGAUUUCGUAUGCAAGGAGGAAAAGAUUUCAGUAGCCCUCUGACCAUUCAAAGGAAUAAGAGCAAAACGUCAAAAGAACGGGUGGGGAGGGAGUGGAGGCUACGAUCGCUUCAACGGCCCUCAGAUCAACACCAACUGGAACCCCCAGCCUGCGGCUGUGUCUCCCGUCGCCCCGCCGGCACCUGCUGGAAAGCAGAACUUCAAUCCGACUCCUCGGCCCUUUGGUAGCCAAGCUCCAGCCCGGCCCAACUAUGAGAACAACUUGUCUCAACAGACGCAGAAUCUGUCCAUCUCCAGCAGGCCUGCCGAGCCACUGGCAUAUCAAAAUGCAGCAGAGAAAUAUAGCGAGCAGGAGGAUCCCCAGGACCCGUCUCAGUACCAGUCCAAGUCUUUCAAGUACCUACAAAACCUUAUGGAUGAAGGCAGAGAGCUGAACACAGCCCUCAAGCCCCGCAACACCGCUGCAUCCAUGCCUAGCAUGAACAAGCCCCCUGAGCCGGCCCCAGCCCCCUCCGCAGCCCCCAUCGCGGCCCCUAUUGGGCCCGGUAGUAAACCAGGCACUGUCAAGGCCAUUGUUUCGCAACGCUACAACAACCCUCUAGGUCUUUACUCCAACGAGAACGCCUCCACUCAGUUGGAGGGACAGUCUAAGUUUCUAAUGGACAAGGAUGAGGGAUCGGGUAACACAACCCAGGAGGAUUUCCCCCCGCCCCCACCACCCGUAGCCCGCGAGAGCGAGGUGGAUGAGAAGGGUAGGAAGAAGUACGUGCCCUCGGAGACGUUCCGCCUUGUGCAGGAGGAGGUGGGGCUCCUGCAGAAAGAGGAGGAGCCAGGCCCCGCCCACUCGCGCACCUUUAAAAUGCUACAGGCUCAGCUCAACAGUGGAGGAGGACCACCGCCGGCCCCUGCACCAACUUUCAAGCCUACCCCAAGCCCUUCCUACCAACCAAGCCCCGCCCCUGUCGCGCCCGCCUCUGCUGCCAAGCCUUGGGCCCCGAGCCCGGCUGCCCCCCCUCCCCCUGUGGUCAAUGCCUCCCCCCGCCCCUUCGGCUCCUCGGCUGCACCUCCUAAACCUACCGGCACGGGGGCCACCCGGGGCAAGCGAGGCGACGCUGCCAUGAACCCGGCCGCUCUGCCCACUGCCGGCAGGAUCCCAGUCUGUUCUGGGUGCAAUAUGCCCAUCAGAGGCCCGUUUGUGACUGCGCUAGGCAAGUGCUGGUGUCCAGACCACUUUGUGUGUGCCAACCCUGGCUGUGGCACCAAGCUCCUGGAUAUUGGCUUUGUAGAGGAGGGAGGAUUCCUCUACUGUGAGCGGGACUACGCUCAGCACUUUGCUCCGCAGUGCGACAAGUGUGGAAAACCUAUCAUUGGGGAGUGUGUGAACGCUAUGCAGAAGAGCUUCUGCCCCGACUGCUUCUUGUGUGCUCAGUGCAACCAGCCCAUUGGGGGUACCAAGUUCCACAUCGAAGAUGGAAAAUUCUACUGUGAAAGAGACUGGGCAGCCAUGUUCCAGACCAUGUGCGCUGGUUGCGACUUCCCCAUUGAGCCUGGCGACAGAUGGGUGGAGGCCAUGAGCAAGAACUUCCACUCGGAGUGCUUCAACUGCUCGGCAUGUCAAGUAAAUCUGGAGGGGCAACAGUUUUGUGCCAAGGGGGGCAAACCUUUCUGCAAGAAACACGCUCGCUAGUGGCACAGUCCCAUUAAAGCUUAGUAAUUAAACAACACUUUCUCUGAAAGAAGUUCUUGAUAACUAGAAAUACUAUGUGCUGUAUUGAUGAGCCCCAAAACUAGUAUUCGUGGUGGGAAUGUACUGUGCAAUUUUUGUCUGUCCUUUUUGUUGAAGAUAAACUUUUUAAUAAUGUAUUUGUUAUUGAAGAAAAUUUUAAAAAGUCAAUGUGUUUGUUCGUAUAGUCAGAUAGACAGAUCUUUUCUGGGAGUAUAAAAAAAUCUAUAAGUCAAAGGCAAUAGGCAUUUGUUCCCAUACCCAUGGCAGCAACAUGUUGGCCUGUUAAUAAUAUCAGAGCUCAGGACAUUUUCAGUCUUUAGAGCUGCUGUUUUGCAAAUCUGCAAUGACAGGCGGAAUGCAAAUUUUCAAUUAAAAAAAGUUUUCUUUGGUUGAUCAAAUUUUCAAAGCUUUUUCGGUUUUGCUCCCUCUGCCUUUAUCAAAGGAAGAAAAAGCUCGGCUGGGCCUUUGUGUGUGUGUGAGGGGUGGGAGGAGAGACUUACUUUCUCAAAAUCCAUUGUUAGCCUAACCUCUAAUGAUCCACUUGUAGAGCGUAUAAAAACAUAUUUAUGUACUAGCAUUUCCAGUUAUCAUGCAUCUUCUAGUCUACAACUUUUAUAACGUGUGUUGUUGUAUGCCACUCUGUUGAUGGUUUGUUUCACUACUGUGUGAUGUGAGGUUAUCCCUCCUUUUCCUCCCCCCCCCCCCUCAAAUCGUUAAGUUAUUCCUGCAGUGUUGAAUCUAGGAAGAAAGUGAUGUGCUGUUGUGUGCUUCUUUCUGACCAGGAUGAGAAAGUCCGAGACAUGCCAGAAUGUUCUUUUCUACCUAUAUAUAGAUAUAUAUGUAUAUAUAUAAACCCACAAAAUAGACUUUGAUUUCGACUUCCAUGCAUGCUCAUUUAAAAAAAAAAAAUUGGGGUGACAUUUCAAACUUGUUGUCAGUGAAAUAUUUUGUUAUUCAAAUUUGUUAUAUUUCAUUUGUUGUUGUUGUUUUUUUCCUUCUUGUUGUCAAAUUAUGGUAUGGUGACCUAGAUAAUGAUCUGUUACCUUUUACUUCCGAAUAUGUAGAUAUAUGUGAUACAAUAUUUUUGUUUAUUGGAGAUGACUCUGUCAAAAUGCAUGACUACUGCUUUUUCUACUGUUGAAGCAUGUGUGUGUGUGUGUGCGUGUGUGGGAGUGUUUGUUUUUAUAGCGACAGGUUCAGCGACCAGCACCAUUUUGCAGUGUGUUGAAGAGUGAGAUAGGAAAAAGAAAACGAUGUGACUGAGAGGGAAAGUGAUAUGACUGUACACACAUUUUUUUGUUAUAGAUGCACUCGAGAAAUGAAAUUGAAACCAUGUUCAUUGAACUUGCGUAUAUAUACUUUCUUACAGAGUUGUUGUUUUUUUCUGUCCCUGUCUCCCGAAUAAAAUGCAGGUUUUGUUUUCCGAUGUUUUCCAUGCUACCCUUAGCACACACACACAUUUUGUUUUCUUGCAUGCACUGUUGUUUGUUUGGUUUAAAUUGUUUCUCUAGGGAAUGGUACAAAAGUAGGUACUAAUCACUCGUGAGAAGUACUGAUUCUUUUUAUCACUUAGUCGGAUGUUAAUGUGAGUGUGAAAUUUCAAAAGGAACUGUUAGUUUCUUAUUGACAAGAUAGAAAAGUAUUGUUGAUUUCAGGCUUGUCUAGAUAUCGGUCACUUAUUUGUAUGUGGCAUGAAAGCAUUGCAUAUGAUUCACCUCUCAUCCAGAAGUCAUGAAAAGUUUUACUUCAUUUUGGAAUUUCCAUGAAAGUUGAGGAAUUGUAAAAAGCCCUCCUAUUUCCAAUUAUGGUUGCUUCCGUAUAUUCCCCUACCAAUGAAGUCUUGUCCCUUUUCGAUUUUUUUUCUUCUUUCUUCCAGUAUACUUUUGAAGCAACUCCACCCUAUAGAAUCAUUCCCAGGAAGUAAAAACGGUGGUGUCCAGCGUGCGACUGUCCCACUGGGAUUGCACAAAGCUGAGGCUCCAGGGCUUCCUUUUGCUGCUUCCGCAGGGAUUUGGCCUCAUUGUUGUUGUUGCGUUCUACAAGGAAAGGACUCUUUAAAAGUCGCAGGCUGGUUGUAGUGACUCAAACACACGUGCGUCUGUGCCUUGAGAAGUGCUGUUGAGAGUUGAGCCGGACAGGUGCGGUUAAAGCUGCUUACCUCCCUUAAUGAUCUUACUCGUCUCAGUGGGAGCAUGAAACGUUUGUUAUCAAAUUACAAGCACAGGUUAUUUGAUCCACACUUCAAGAGCCAGUGCAGUUUUUGUCCAGCUUAAAAUACAGUAUUGUCAAGAGUGUAUUUUGUGGACAGAGUUCUUCUGUUGCUCGAACGUUUCUAAAGCCUUGAUAAAACGUGCAACAACUGCUCCGCAGUGCCUUAUAUGAAGCAGGUUGUGUGAACGGAUUGUUGGAAGAACUUUUCAAUUAUUGUCAGUCUAUAGGGUUGAUGUUAUUUAGCUGAAGACUGGUUUAUACUAUAGUCAGUUUGACAUGGUUGAAGGUUUUGUAUAUACAUGAAAAACCUGUUGCGGAUUUUCUUUUUGAAGCUGCUGAAGAUGGGCGCAUCUGAACUAAAUUAGUUUUAUAGAAAAGUUGUCCUGGUUUCAUCAACUUCAUGUGAGUGAACUGAGAUUCACAGCAUGUGUUGUAGGUCCAUGUGUUAUUCUAUGAGAUUUCUGUUGUCUCAAUUGCAUAGCACAUUUUUGCUUUUGCAGUCUUGUUUGUACGUAACACUUUGUACAUAUCAGUAGCUGUGCUGAGAAAUCAAGUUUGUUUGAUUUGUGCCACAGCUUUCCUCUACACUGCUAGCUCUGAUGUGGCCUACAAGGAUCUGACCACUGUAGUAAUGACUUUUCCCUCGGUAGACCUGUGAUACUACACAACACUGGCGUUCUCAUUAGCUUCAGUCUUCCUCCUUCUGUUUAGUUGUGCAAAUAUAUACUUGUCUUUGGCACCGAGGGUGAGGCAUACAAAUGGUCCUACAUUACUUGUUCAUGAUAUAUAUUUGCUUUCAAAAUGAUCUAUGCAUUAUUUUAUUUUCUGUUUAGAUAGAUAAUGCAACACUGAUUGUAUGUACCAGAAAUAGAUUUAUUUUUUAAGAAAUCAUACAUAACAAACACUAAUUGUAUACCACAAUUGUUUUGUGCCUUCGUCUUUUGAGUAUCUGGGUGACUUAACGGAAAACCUACUUUUGUAGAGACGGUAUGUUAUGGGACUGCAGUUAUAAAUUUAUUCUUUUAUAGAUGUCAUAUUCUAUGGAGCUGAUUUUAUGAAGGAAAAGUCAAGGUUUAUAAAAAUUUGUUACGUUCAGAAAUACCGGUUGGUACAUUUAAGUACAGAAGAUACCUUUAGUCUUUGAAACUAAAAUGUUCAUCUCCAACCACGUGAUUUGAUUAACAAGACUCUUGGAGAGGAAAAGCUUCACUUCUUCUAUGGUAAGCUGACUGAAAUACUUGCCAUGUAGAUAACUGUGUUGAAUGUCCAUGACAUUGGUUACUGUAAAACUAUUGUCCCGGUACGAGGAAAGGCUGGUUACUUUCAACAGUCUUUGUUGUUUUACAGAACCCAUUUAUGCUGUUUAUUUUUACAGCAUCAGCAUCGUUUUCCCCACCCUCUCUGUGGCAUUUUUUUGAUACUUUGAUCAAAGGGACUGGCUUUCAGACAGCUUUAUGCUUGUGGCAGUUUAGGGUUUUCCUCUUCCCUGUGGGGAGGGGAGUGCUUUUUUAAAACUCUACAAAUAUGUACAUUUUACAGUCAUCCUGGUGUUCCAAAUGAAACACUUUGUUGUUGUUACUGAUUUGGAGUUGUCCUUCCGAGGAGAAUAGCUUUUUACUGUGAAAGUGUUGUUUUUAUGGACAGGAAAUUUUGUAUUUUAUGAGAUGCGGAUUGCAUUACAUCCACCCAGCUGAUUUUUUUAAAGAAUGAGAACAAAUAUUUUAGAGUAUUUUUUGGGGGGGUCAGUUUUCUUGAUGGCAAUUGACAUAUCAUAAGUGACUGCUGAAACUGUUGGAAUACAUACGACCCCCUUCUUCCCAACUUCCAGUCAUGAUUGCUCCCUAUACAACAUACCGUUGCGGUGCUAUGUUCAUAUCUUGACUAUACAUUUUUUGGUCUAUUUUAUUAUUGUUUUGUUUAUUGUUCGUUUACACUGAAACAUACACACAUCAUCCCGCCCUGCCUUGACGUAGCAUCAUUGUAGAGCAAUCUGGUUCAAUAAAAGUUGCGCCCUGACUAACCCA
This is a messenger RNA of Aplysia californica (California sea hare), 6213 nucleotides long. RefSeq names its product PDZ and LIM domain protein 7. Gene Ontology annotation, biological process: actin cytoskeleton organization; muscle structure development. Gene Ontology annotation, cellular component: adherens junction; Z disc; filamentous actin. NCBI's taxonomy places the organism in Eukaryota, Metazoa, Mollusca, Gastropoda, Aplysiida, Aplysiidae. Gene Ontology annotation, molecular function: muscle alpha-actinin binding; actin binding. The record is from RefSeq and is a predicted model, not a curated record.